GAACAAAACAUGAAGGAGUGUUUCAACAACACAUCAAACACAUUCUAUAUUCUAGCUUUCUCCACCUCCAAUGCAGGAGGACUUGUGCUUUUUACUGGAGUUCUGCUAAUGUAUCUGAUGACAGUGACUGGGAACUUGCUUAUUACAACAUUGAUCUGCCUGGUGCCCAGGUUGCACACCCCUAUGUAUUUCUUCCUAUGUAAUCUCUCCAUUGUAGAUGUCAUUUAUGUUUCUAGUAUUCUUCCAAAGCUCUUGUCAGUAACACUAACAAAGGCCAAAGCAAUGUCUUUUUCAGGAUGCAUAGCUCAGACUUCCUUUCUUGUCUUAUCUGUUGUUUGUGAUAUGUUGGUGCUGACCGCCAUGUCUUAUGAUCGGUAUGUUGCCGUCUGUAAGCCUUUACAGUAUCAUCUGAUAAUGAAUACAAGAGUUUGCACUAUAGUGGCCAUUUCCAUUUGGCUUAUAGCCAUUAUCAAUUCAGUAAAAUAUGGCAUUAUUACUUCUGUAUUAUCUUUUUGUAGCCCACAGAACCUUGAUCAUUUUUAUUGUGACCUAAAAACACUGUACACAGUCACCACUAGUGACACUUCCAGCAGGGAAAUACUUAUAAUUGUGGAUGAUAUUUUUCUUGCAUUUAUACCCUUUUCUUUGGUUCUGAUUUCCUAUGUGUAUAUUAUUUCCUCCAUCAUGAAGAUAAGUUCAUCAGCUGGUCGUGUCAAAGCGUUCUCGAGCUGUACCUCUCACAUCACUACCGUCAUAUUGUUCUAUGGCCCUGCUAUCAUACACUAUGCUGAUUCAGAAGCUGGACUCUCUAAAGAGGGUGAUAAGGUGAUGUCACUGAUCUAUAUGGCUCUGGUCCCAAUGCUGAACCCUGUAGUCUAUACCUUAAGAAACAAAGAGGUUUUGGGAGCAAUUAAAAAGCUUCAGCCAGCCACAAACAAACUAAUGUAUAAUAUUUUUGUAUAA
Messenger RNA from Rana temporaria (common frog), 963 nucleotides. RefSeq names its product olfactory receptor-like protein OLF3. Gene Ontology annotation, biological process: G protein-coupled receptor signaling pathway. Gene Ontology annotation, cellular component: membrane. Lineage: Eukaryota; Metazoa; Chordata; Amphibia; Anura; Ranidae. The coding region runs from base 10 to 963 and encodes 317 amino acids. The record is from RefSeq and is a predicted model, not a curated record. Gene Ontology annotation, molecular function: olfactory receptor activity; G protein-coupled receptor activity. The transcript has a single exon.